GGAACCUGCGGCACUGUCCGGCGCCUCUUCGAAGCCCUUGGCAAUGUGCUUCAUACUGCACACGCACACUUUGUUUGUGAAAACACACGUGACACAGGUGCCCCCCAGAGCCAGACUCAGUGAGUGAGCGUGUGCUUCUCUCUCGCUGACGCUGUCCAGAGCCUCUGUGUGUCCCGGGGUUAAGUGAUCGGCAUGGAUGAUGGUAGGAAUCACUUGUCAUCCGCGGAGAGCGUGGAUCGCACCUUAGCAGAGCUCGGAGAUGAGUUUUCUCUGGGGGAUAUUGAUGAAAUGCUGCAAUUUGUCAGCAGCCAAGCAGGAGAUUUUCCAGCCAUGUUUGAGGAUCACUGCCCUGGCGGGUCCCUUCGGAAUGGUGGAGCGGACGCCGAAGCCCCAAGUCCCGCUGUUCUCCAGUCCACCUUCCCCGUCCCCAGGCCGCAGUGCCUCCUCAUCUCGCCUCCCCAGACACCUGUCCGGGCUGUACCUGCAAAACACCCCAAGCCCCGCCCCCCUGCCAUGCUUCAGCCACGGCCUCAGCCCAUCCUGCCCGUUCAGCCGCAGCAGAUCAAGACCAUCCCUCUCCAGAGCCACGGCGUCCCGGUUCAAACCCAGAGCUUUCCCGUUCAGACGCAGCCCUUGUCGGUUCACGCCCAGGCGCAAGCCCAGACCAUGAUGUUUGCUUCCAGCCUGAGCCGUGGCUCCCAGGCCCACUUUAUACAGAACUCUGUCUUGUACCAUCAGAGCCCCAGCGCUGGCUUUCAAGUUCUCCAACCACAGGUUCAGAACAUUGUGACAACGCCACCGGUCCAACCAAUCGCCUUCCAGCAUCACGGGGUCCUGGCGCAAGCUCCGCCCACAAUACAAACAGUGACCCAACCAGUGCAGCAGGUCUUGCUGCACCAGCCCCAGAUAAUAAAAACGGAUCCUCUGGUCCUGACGGCUUUGAAACCCGAUGGGACGCAGGUUUUGUCCACUGUGCAGAACCCACCUGGUAUCACCACCCUGACCACGCCCAUUCACACCACUGCCCUGCAGGUUCCAACUCUGGUGGGUGGCAACAUUCUUACCACACUACCAGUCGUGGUGGGAGACGGGGACAAGGUGCCAGUCCAGCAUCUACCAUCAGUAACCUGUCAUAGCGGGGGGGUUGUCGUGUCAGGACAAGACCACGGAGGUGGGCUGGUGGUCAUGAAGGAGGGCGAGAGAAGAUCCUCCCACAACGUCAUUGAGAAGAGGUACCGUUCGUCGAUCAACGACAAAAUCGUGGAGCUUAGAGACCUGGUUAUGGGAAAUGAUGCCAAGAUCCACAAGUCCGGAGUGCUGCGGAAGGCCAUCGACCACAUUAAGCACCUGCAGCGGGCCAACCGUAAAUUGCGCCAAGAGAAUCUGGUUCUCAAGAUGGCCAAAUGGAAGAACAAGUCUGUACAUCUGAUUAAAGACAUGGAAACAAAACCAGAGGGGUUCCUGAUGUCUCCUCCAGCCUCCGACUCGGGUUCGAGCCCCCCGCACCAGUUCCACCCCUACUGCGUGGACUCUGAGCCAGAGAGCCCCCUGCUAAAGGGUGAGCUGACGCGGGGUGAUCCAGACUCUCUCUCCUCAUCCCUGGGAGUGAUGGACCGUUCGCGCCUGCUCCUCUGUGCCUUCACCUUCCUCUGCCUCUCGCUCAAUCCCAUCCCCUCGCUCCUGGGGCUUGGGGAGCAGGGUGCGAUAGCCUGGCCCUCGCUAGAUGGUGGUCACGGGCCCUCCAGAACUGUACUUGGCCUGCAUAUUCGAACCCAGAGCUUUGCUGCCUGGCUCUGGCACCUGCUGCCGUGGGUGUGUAUGUGGCUGCUGAGCGGCGUUGGGGCCGUGUGCGGCUGUGUCCACGUGCUCUACCUCUGGGAACCCGUCACCCCGCUGCAUUCGCCAAAGUCUGUCUGCUUCUGGAGACACCGCAAGCAGGCUGACCUUCACCUGUACAGAGCUGACUACGCGGCUGCGGACGCCAGCUUACAGACAUGCCUGUCGCUGCUCUCCAGGGCUCUUCCAGCCACCUGUGUUGACCUGGCAUGCUCUCUGUGCUGGAACCUGAUUCGGUACUGCCUGUUCUGGCCUGCCCCCCUGCGCUGGCUCGUUCGCCGCACCGGCGGGAGGCAGGAAUGGGAGCAGUCGCAGACCAGCUCCCGUGACGCGGCCCUGGUGUAUCACAGAUUGAGCCAAUUCCAGCUCACAGGCAAGCUCCCGAAGCGCAGCUCCCUGUGGGGUCUCUCCGUGUCCCUCAGCGCAGUGAACCUCAGCGAGAGUGCCCAGGGGAAGGUGUCUCGCAGCGAGCAGGUUGAGAUCUACGUGACCGCGGCUCUUGCACUCAGGGUUGUGCUGGGACACCACCUCUCCUUUUUGCCGGGUUACCUGCUAAGCUGUGCGCACAAUGUGGCCUGCCUCUGCAACUCCAGACCACUCCCUGACUGGCUGCGCUGGCUCUUCAUGCCUUUGGGACAGGAGUUCUUUCUGCACUGUGACUGGUCUGUGAAGUCAGCUAACCUGGAGGAGAUGUACACUUCUCAGAGAGACCCAGCGAACCCCAUCGUCCAGCUACACCGGCGUUUCUGUGAGAAGCUGCUGGAGAGGGCAGUGCAGUCGCUCUGCAGACCCCUCCGUGAGGCCAAAGCAGCUGCCGAUGCGCGGCGCUACAGUACCGGGGAAACCUCUGGCGCUCUGGAAUUCCUACAGCUGUUGAACAGCUGCACAGCAGAAACACCAGCAAACACUCCUUCCUUCCCCUCUUCUCUCACCCCAGCAAUAGUGGGUGACCCUGUGUGCCAGUGGUGGACGCUGGUCCUGAAGGCAGUCAUCCUUUGGCUGCAGGGUGAUGACGAUGCUGCCGUGAUGCUGCUGCUCACCGAUGCAGAGCGAAUGCCAAGAGCCCUGAACACGCUUGGCCACCCUCUGCCCAAGGCCAUGUAUCAGCUGUGCAAGGCGGUGCAGCUCAGUCUGUCUACACAGAAGAAUGAGGCAACACUUGAGUGUUUGUCCCGCUGUGACCGGGCCAGCAGAUAUCUGCAUACCAGCAUUUCAGUGCACAGACCUAGGGCUGGCAGCUUACUCAGCAAGGGGGUGGAGUUCCUGGCAUGUGACUCCUUGCUGACUCUCAGGACCAUGAUGUGGCAGCGAGGCAAUGGCCCCUGGGGUGAGAUGGGCCAUGCGUCCGGCUCACAGCUGGCUGGCUUUCAGGGGGACCUCAGCUCCCUUCGGAGACUGGGUCAGAGCUACAAGACAGCUCAAGAUAAGCUGUUCCUGCACAAGACCACAGUGAGGAUAAUGGCAGGGGCUUCUCCUACCCGUACUCACCAGAUGUUAGAGCACGCUCUGAGACGUCAGACUCAAAACCAUUCCAAGGCUGAUGGAGCACUGGGAGAGCGGGAGAGGGCCCAUGCUAUCUUGCUGGCCUGCCGCCACCUACCCCUGCCCCUGUUAAUUCCUCCAGGGCAGUGCAUGCUCUUGCUGGCUGAGGCCCGGCAUAUGCUUGAGCGUGUGGGUGACCGGCGCUCGCUGCAGGACUGCCAGCAGAUCCUACUACGGCUAGGAGGAGGCACCAGCAUCGCUGCCUCCUGAGGAGGCCCACUCACUGUGUCCACAUGCUCAAUCACACCCUCAAAAGCCCCCUUUUAUCACUAACCCUGCGCAUAGUCCUGUGAACUUGCAAGCGUGUCUGUACAUGCCAAAUAUUAGGUGUGGUGGGGGAUAGGGUGGGGAGUGCGGAUGUUGGGUGCCCACCAAAAGUCAUUCUUCUGAGGACUUCUGAAGAGUUUUCUUAAGACUCUUGAGUUGCACUGACCAAACAUGGCUCGGACUACCACAUCUGACUCUUGGAUGUUAUGACCAUCAGAACAUUUUUUCAUAAAAUUUUGAAUGAGGUGACCAGGUGUGAUGCAGUACAGCUCCUUGGCAACAAUCCAUACAGAACUACUAAUUUUGGUUGAAGCAAUGUGCAAAUGCAAUAACUUGUUUCACUGAUUUGUAUCGUAUACUGUGUACCACACAAUGCAUUACAUACUGUAGACAGAUCUUUCUAGCCCAACAUGUUUCAUUUUAUGUAAUUCUACAUGUCAAACUUGUGUAUACUGGAGGAAUAUUCGACUGUAAAGCUGAACUUUAACGUAAGGCCUUCCAAUUUGCAAUCACAGAACAGUGAAAGAGCCAAGAGUGCAAAAGCACAUCUAGAUUAAACUUUUUUCUACUUUGGCCUUAGUCUUAGUUGUGCUCUUUUAGAGGAGAUACCAAGACUCACUGAUAGCCUCUGAAUCCACACUCAACUAAAGGGUGUUUAGGGUUAUGAUGUAUAAAGUGGAAUACUUAUAUAUUGUGAAGAGGGAGCAAUAAUACUUUAGUAGAAUCUUUUAUUAUUACCAUAAUCAUGAAGAAUACCAAGAGAAAUUAUUCUGAUUUGUUGUCCUUUUUAUUGGGUUGGUAUGAGACAAGCUUUGAACUUGAUCUCGGUUGAGAAAUAAAUGGAUUUUUCUAUAAUACAA
This is a messenger RNA of Scleropages formosus (Asian bonytongue), 4505 nucleotides long. Its product is annotated as sterol regulatory element-binding protein 2-like. Gene Ontology annotation, biological process: positive regulation of cholesterol storage; positive regulation of transcription by RNA polymerase II. Gene Ontology annotation, molecular function: RNA polymerase II cis-regulatory region sequence-specific DNA binding; DNA-binding transcription factor activity, RNA polymerase II-specific; protein dimerization activity. NCBI's taxonomy places the organism in Eukaryota, Metazoa, Chordata, Actinopteri, Osteoglossiformes, Osteoglossidae. The coding region runs from base 193 to 3588 and encodes 1131 amino acids. The record is from RefSeq and is a predicted model, not a curated record. Gene Ontology annotation, cellular component: nucleus. The transcript is spliced from 19 exons.